This is a messenger RNA of Exaiptasia diaphana, 7853 nucleotides long. RefSeq lists its product as uncharacterized. Gene Ontology annotation, molecular function: carbohydrate binding; signaling receptor activity. Bases 57 to 7853 code for a protein of 2598 amino acids. NCBI's taxonomy places the organism in Eukaryota, Metazoa, Cnidaria, Anthozoa, Actiniaria, Aiptasiidae. The record is from RefSeq and is a predicted model, not a curated record. The transcript is spliced from 50 exons.
AUGCCGUGCAAUUUGUGACAGUACGUCCUUCGGUAGGCUGAUUUUUAGYUCCUUGCAUGUCUGUAGCCAUGCAUUUGCUGUUUUUAUGCUCUGCAGUUCUUCUUAUUAAUACUUAUCAAGUAUCAGCUCAAGUAUGUCGGGAUUGGAAAAGCUACAAUAACAACUGCUACAAGUUCGUUGCUCGCAGUCUUACAGUGAAAGGAAAGUCAUGGGAGGAAGCUGAGAUUUUCUGUCAAACCUACGGUGGUCAUUUGGCUAGUAUAGGUGACCAAGCCGAAAAUACGUAUUUGUACAACCAAACUAGUAAAUUCACCAACGAACGGUUUUGGAUUGGCUACAAUGACCGUGCCAAAGAAGGCGUUUUCAAGUGGACAGAUGGCUUUUCAGCUACAAAAUACACUAAUUGGGGACGAGGGGAACCCAAUGACUUUAGGAAUUCGGAAGAUUGCGUCGAAAUGAUUAAUGGCUUUUGGAAUGAUGAUGGAUGCUCGCAUUCAAAGAGUUAUAUAUGUAAACGAACACAAGGUGCUCCAUGGCCAACGCAAGGGCCCAUCUUGCCACCCGUAACACAAAAACCGGUGUACUGUGGAGCAGGGUGGGAGAGCUACGGAGGUUCUUGUUAUAUGUUUUCUAAAGCAUCGAAAACAUGGCUGCAGGCGAGUAAGGCUUGUCGUAAUUCAGGGGGAUAUUUAGUGAAGGUGAACAAUGGAGAUGAACAGCACUACUUGUCCUACAGACUUAGAACGCUUACCCAGCCGUACUGGAUGGGGCUAAAUGACCGAGCUAUCGAAGGGACGUUCGUGUGGGACGGCGACAACACGAAAAUCAACUUCACAAACUGGUUUACAGGAGAACCUAAUGAUUUUAGUGGGAAAGAAGAUUGCGUCCAAAUAUAUAGUGGUCUCUUGGCCGGCUUGUGGAAUGACCAAUACUGCAACAAGAUAAGACCAUAUAUCUGCGAAAUACCUAAUGGUCAAAGCCUUUGUCCUGUUAACUGGGUAACGUUCGGAGACGCAUGUUUUGAGUUUAACACACAUCCAGCUCAAGCAAUAACCUGGMCUCAAGCACGUGAUUCCUGUAAAUCAACAGAUGGUGCUCAAUUGRCCAGUAUACUUAGUUCGGAUGAACAAAUGUUUGUAUGGCAGCAGCUACAGGAUCUUAAGGCUGGUAAUGUCUGGUUGGGCCUGAAUGAUAAGGAUAAGGAAGGAUUUUUUGUAUGGAGUGACAGGUCGACUUUUACUUAUAAGAACUGGAUGAACAAUGAACCAGGAAGCGGUUUACAGGCGGCCUCCAAAGACUGUGUUCUUUUAGUAACAGGUGCUGUUAAUGGCACGUGGGGUACUCAGAAUUGCUCCUACAAACGUCCUUAUGUCUGUAAAAGAAAUAGAGGCCACGAUCAGUGUAAUUCACCYCUUGGGAUGCAAACUUUUCAAAUUACUGACGCUCAGAUAACAGCAAGUAGUAUGAAAGGAAGCAACUCAGCGCCCUCACAAGCAAGACUCAAGCUCCAACCCUCUAGUAUGUCUUUAGGAGCCUGGUGUGCGAACAGCAACGCUAAGGGUCAAUAUCUCCAAGUCGACCUUGGCCUUGCCAGGAAGGUCACGCAUGUUGCCAUUCAAGGAAGACCGAAGUCAUCAGACUUUGUAAAAACCUUCUACCUGAGAUAUAGUAGUGACGGCCAAAACUUUAUCACCUAUGGAGAAAAUAAAACUACAAGUUAUGCAAUUUUGAAAGGCAGCAGUAACUCCGAUGACGUCACUCAAGUGAUAUUACCUGAAGCGUUUACCUGUAGAUUCAUCAGGUUCUACCCCCUGACUUGGAAUAAUAGCAUUUGUAUGAGAACAGAAAUAUUCGGCUGUGAUGGACAAGUGGAUUCUAAGAAGUGUCGCAAAGGUUGGGAAGAAGGGCCGGACAAUACAUGUUAUCAAUACAAUACYAAUCGGUUAAAGAUAUGGGCGGAUGCCCGUGCAUCAUGUACAAGCCAAGGUGGUGAUCUGCUUAGUAUCGUAACGGACAAUGAAAGGAUAUACAUCGACAAAAGAAUGAAAGUUCUAGCUAACUCAAUCAGCUCGUUUUGGAUUGGACUCAAUGAUAGAGAAAGCAACCGAUUAUUUCAGUGGAGCGAUCAAAGUCCAUUUGUUGUGACCAGAUGGGAUUCUGGGUACCCAAAGGAUUCCUCCAAUGCGAAAGCAUGCGUAGAAUUGGUCCCCAKUCGAUUAGCUUGGAGAGACAUUGACUGCGGGCAGUACAAGCCUUAUAUUUGCAAAAGAAAAAUAUCAGGUGUUCAGAAUAUUAAGAAAUACUCAAAGACAGCCAAUUGGAUUAGUACUACAGACRGUUUUUGGCCUCUUAAUGGUCUGGUCGAUGGGAAGGCAUUGGGAACUGUUCCCGCUACUGUAAGUGGUGAUAUCAGUAAAGCAGUGUUCUCAGACCAGAAGCCAGCUUUAAGAAUGAGUACCUCUCAAGCAUAUUUCCUGGCAGGGGAGUAUCAGGAUCAAUGCAUAGGUGAUGCAGAAGUUUGUAAUUCGGGACUAAGCGUUUCUUUGAUUUUAAAUCUAAACUCUUCGACAUGGACCCAAAGGACUUUUCUGGUUGACUCUAUUGGAGAUUCUAACCUAGCUAAGUCACGUGGAUUUGCUGUGUACAUGGAACAAGGAGCACUCAAAGUAACAAUAUUUACAACAAGGUCUAGCUGGAAAGUUUCUACUUCUAUUAGUACUGGAAUGUGGCAUCACGUGGCGUUUACAUGGUUGAGUGGUGUAGGGUUAAAGCUCUACGUCGAUGGAAAGCAAAAGGCAUCUGAUGUAUCAGGGACAAUAUYAACUCCAACUCACCCAUCAAACAAUUACGUUUUGACGGUCGGCAGCAAGUUAAAGCGUUUUCAAGUUGGGUACUAUUUCAUGAGGUCGUUAGGAAUAUGGAAAAGAUUGCUUGAUCCAUCAGAAAUCAAUGAUAUUUACCUUGCAGAGCUUGGAACAUGCACGUUAGGAUGGAAAGAGUUUGGUCAAUAUUGCUACCAAUUUAAUAGCAACAAAAAGAGCUGGGUGCUUGCAAGAAGUAAUUGUCAGAAACAAGGCGGUGAUUUGGUCAGCAUAACCUCACCAGUUGAGCAGGCGCAUAUAUCAUUGGAGGUCGGAUACUUUGGUCUCAAUUCAUUUGCUUGGAUCGGCUUCCAUGAUAGGUCCCUGGAAAGUGUUUGGAAAUGGUGUGAUGGCUCGCCAACUCUUUUCACUAACUGGAAUAAUUACCAGCCAGAUAACUGGUACUGGCAUGGGGAAGACUGUGGUCACACUUAUCAUCAAACAUCAAUUAUGGGACGAUGGAACGACAUUAGAUGCACUACAAACAUGGCUUCUAUAUGCAAACGCAAAAAAGUUAUACAAUCAACUGGAACUUCUCCUACGUUAGCACCUCGUAAACAAAUCAUCUGUGAAUGGUCAUCUGAUAGCCUCAGCUGUCCAGCAUCAACAGUGAUUUCAAUACAGAAAGCAAACUACGGCCGUACGGACAAAACGACUUGUGGAGCAAUUAGUAUUACCAAUUGCUUAUUAAAUGUCACUUCCAAACUUCAGCAGGUGUGCGGCGGGCUUAAGUUCUGUUCUAUAAAUGCGAACAACCAAUUUUUUGGUAAAGAUCCAUGCAAGUACACCAGGAAGUAUCUGGAUGUUACGUACAAUUGUGUAAAAGGAACCCCCAAUGUAACGACAUGUCCGUCGGGGUGGCAAAGAUCUCCUGAUGGCAGUGCUUGCUACCGUCUGAUGCUUGACAAGAAGAGUUGGUCUGAUGCCCGUGCAUCGUGCAAGAAGUCUGGUGCUGAAUUAGUUAGCAUCCAUUCAGGAACCGAAAGUGUAAUUGUGACAAGUUUGCUGGUGACGUCAUGGGAUGCUGGAGACGUGUGGAUCGGACUAACAGAUAAGGGAACACGUGGAGUAUACCGCUGGUCAGAUAAUACUGUAGUGGACUUCACGCAUUGGUGGAAUGGUCAACCAAAUGACAGGAAUAUCAAUGGUAGCUGUGUACGAGCCACGAUGACGAUUAGUAGCAGAGACUGGAUGUACUGGAUGGAUGAUGAUUGUAGCAGUAAUCUYGCUUAUGUUUGCAAAAAAUUUGGAAAGGGAAUCACGCAGCCGACCAGACAGCCAACUACAGUUCCUGUUGGUCCAUGUCUCAAGGGAUGGACGGCUUACCAGUUUGGCUGCUACAAAGUUUUUCCACAAAGUCAAACAUGGACGGCUGCUCGAGAUGCCUGUMGAAAGUUUUCCAAAACAACAGACCUUGUUAGCAUCCACRAUGCAGCAGARAAUAAGUUUGUACAGAGUUUGACAAAUAAAUCUCUCGACACUUGGAUAGGACUCAACGAUCGAGGAGUCCUUUCAGGUCACGUAUGGACAGACAAUACUCCAUUACGAUACACCAAUUGGGGACCAGUGCAACCUGACAGUCAUUCUGGUCAGCAGCCCUGCGUUAUUAUCAAAGCAUCAGGGAACUGGUAUGACGUGGGGUGCUUUUCGACGAGGGCUUAUAUUUGUAAAAUGAAGAGACCUUCCAGUGCGUUUACUACUCCAAAACCGACAAAGGCCACACCUCUACCAACAGCACCUCCUGGUACCUGUGAUCCCGGUUGGAAGUACUGGAACCAAAUGUGCUAUUUCUUCAGCAAAACAACCGUCUCCACGUGGCUUUCGUGGUUUAAUGCCAGAAGUACUUGUAAAAAGAUGGGUGGAGAGUUGGCCAGUAUAAGUAGUGCUUCUGAAAAUGCAUUCCUUUAUAACAACAUCAGAUACAAUCACUGGAGAAUCCCAGCGUUUUGGAUUGGAUUGAACGAUAUGGCAACGGAAGGCAGUUACCAAUGGAGUGAUGGAAGUCCUUUAUCAUUCGUCUACUACRGUUGGAGAGAACCAAACGACUGGAACGGACAGGAGGAUUGUAUGGAGCUCGGCAGAUGGAAUGGCAAAUGGAAUGAUAAUCUGUGCGGCAUGACACGUCCGUAUAUUUGUAAAAAACACAACAAUACCUUUACACCACCACCAACAAUUGCGCCAACACCUGGACCCGCUGUUGGGAAGUGUUCUCCAGGCUGGAUAAACUACGACAAAAGCUGCUAUAAGUUUGUUGCGGAUGAGGUACAGACUUGGAAAAACGCACGAACUCGUUGUCAGAAGAAUGCAACAUACUCCAAGAUGAAUGGUGAAUUAGUGACAAUUAACAACCAGUAUGAACAAGCGUUCAUUGGUACUUUAUUGGCUGGGUUUAAAUAUCAUGGGGCUGGUAUUUGGAUUGGAAUGAGUGAUAUUCACACAGAAAACKUGUUCACAUGGGUUUCAARUCAACCAGUGACGUAUACAAACUGGUACUCAAACCAACCAAGAAAACACUGGCUCCUCGAUUGUGUUGAUAUGUGGACAGGCACCUGGGGCGCCGGACGGUGGGUUGUGCGACCAUGCUCAGUGAAAAGGAGAUACAUUUGCGAAGCGCCUGCUCUACCUUUGGGACCAAAUCCAGUAACUCCAACGCAAAGUUUUUUUUUCCCUGCACCGUUUAUCAAAUAUGGUGCUAACCAGUGCAUGGCCUUUUUUUUCACAAAACUCACUUGGAAAGAAGCAAGAGAAGUCUGCACUAAAUUUUUUUUUGAUCUCGCUAGUUUGCACAGCCCGUUUGACCAAGCCUUUUUGGUUAGCAAGUUUUUUUUCUAUCGUGGAAAUGUCUGGAUCGGUAUGUCACGUGMUGCCAACUUUUUUUUAUUCACGUGGUCUGACCUCAGUGCUCAGGAGUACACGCAUUGGUCCAAAGGUCAACCCGGGGCACCUGGAUCAUCUAAAACAUGUGUUCAAGCAUUUUUUUUAACCACAAAUGAUGGGAGAUGGACUGUGACAGACUGUUCUACAUUUUUUUUUUUUAUGUGCCAAAUAUUGAAAGGAGACCAGCAUGUCACACCAGUGGAGCAGGGAACUUGUCUUCCUGGCUUCGAGAAACUUUUUUUUUUCUGUUAUCUGUUCAAAUUUAUGGACAAGCAACCAUGGUCUUCUGCCAGGUAUCGUUGUAUGAAGCUGGGAGGGGAUCUUGUCAGCAUUUUAAAUUUUUUUUUGAAAGAUUUUCUCGUUUAUCGAUUUAAAGACCUCAGCUGGAAAUUUUUUUUGUGGACCGGUCUUAACGACCGUUCUUAUGAGCGGGGUUACGAAUGGACUGAUGGCAGCCCUGUAGCGUUUACAGCAUGGGCAACGAAACAGCCCAAUGACAACCAAGGUACUGAAAACUGUGUUUCCAUGUGGAGUGGUACUGGAUUAUGGUCUGAUAGACCAUGCACUUGGAAACUCGGCUAUAUUUGCAAAGCAAAGCUCGAAUGCUCGUCACCUCUUGGUAUGGCCAGCGGUAACAUCACAAAGGAUCAGAUAAACGCAUCUUCAUCCCUUGAUAUAUUACAUACGCCAGACAUGGGCAGAAUGAACGGGUCAAGUGGCUGGUGUGCCAGCGACAAGGACAAAGCACCCUACUUUCAGGUCGAGUUUUUAGAUGAGAUGGAGAUUGCUAAGAUUGGUAUUAAGGGAGUCAAUCUUUACAAUACACCAGCAUUCAUUAAAUCAUUCACCGUGUCUUAUGCUGUAUACAAAGAUCAGUGGAUGCCUUAUCAUUUUUUUUGGGCGAACAGGAAGCCACUUGGGAUCCAGUCAAGAUUGAUUAGAGAUUUUUUUUUCAACGCUUCAUCACAAUCAGAUGCGCUUCAUGGUGCAACUCAUUUUUUUUCUUCAGUAGGGAGGGGCUGGUGUCCAUCGGCGUCUGACAAGAACCCAUGGCUUCAGGUAACCUGGCCUGGUUUUGCCAAAAGACUUACUAAAAUAGGGACAUGGGGAGCAGGGCCAGGAAAGAACGCCUACGUCACAAGAUACAAGCUUGCGUUCUUUUUUUUCGGACAAGUGUUUACAGACUACCAAGAAAAGGGCGUGUCCCGGAUAUUCCGUGGUAACAUCGAUUCCACCAAGCAGAUCGUGCAUGUGUUAAGUGAUCCAAUCAAAACACAGUACUUCCGCAUAAUACCGCUGUCUGGAGCACGUGGUGGCAUUUGCCUUCGAUUUGAACUUUACGGUUGUGCUAGCGGCUGCAUCGAUCCACUGGGUAUGGAGACAGGUGCAAUAGAAGAUUCCUGGAUAUCGUCAUCAUUUUUUUUUGACGAGGAUCAUAAASCUAAUACUGCUCAUAAUGUGAGACUUUUUUUUCCACCAAUCAUCGAGCCCACUGGAUCUGUGAUCCCUACAACGGCACCGAGGUAUUUGUCAUAUAAAGUAACAGUAAAAAUAACUAACAUGCCUUUUUUUUGCGACUACUCAUCAAGAAAGACUGACGCUUUCAAGAGCCUCGCUUUUUUUUUUAUUGCCCAAGUGAGAUCCUUAUACAAAAGAGUUAAAGAUGACAAGGUUUCUUUGGCUUUUUUUUUUGUACAAAUUAUCAAGUUCAGAUCUGGCAGCUUUUUUUUGGAUUUCAACGUCACGUUUUUAGCGGAUAUUGCUAAAGGAGUGUUUUUUUUGCAGCGAAUUAAAGAUACUGUCAAUAAUGGUUCCCUUGGAAACAUGACUGUUGAUCCGAGCUCUCUUGAGAUUGUAGAAAUCAAGCAAUCGAGUGGCAGUACAAGUGCACAAAAGAUAGGUGGUAGCAGUGGACUAUCUGGUGGUGCAAAGGCUGGUAUUGGCAUCGUUGUUAUACUAGUCGUAGCUAGUGGUCUACUACUUGGAAUAUGGUGGAUUCGAAAGAAACGAUCCGCAAGCUUAGGACUCUUGAGACAUCAGGAGUUCGAUAACCCCAUACACUUCUCAUCCAAAGCUUACGAUAUGGAUGACCCUUUGCCUAUCCCCCCUGAUUAA